Molecule: messenger RNA, 945 nt
Organism: Mus musculus (house mouse)
Lineage: Eukaryota; Metazoa; Chordata; Mammalia; Rodentia; Muridae
Product: RIKEN cDNA 2610524H06 gene
Exons: 2
Coding region: 24-443 (139 amino acids)
Source: RefSeq, marked validated
UCCUUGCAGCGCGGGUUUCAGUGAUGCUGCGCUUAGGAUGGAUGCGGCUGUUGCCCGUGCUCUGCAGCCUCCUGCUGGGGCGAGCCGAGGCCCCGAGCCCCGGGUUGCCGCCGGAGCAGAGCCGGUCCUACGAGGUGCUGCGGAGGCAGAGCCUGGAUUUAUCGAAUUAUCUGAAGGGGAACUGGUCGCAGGAGCUGGACAGGUUGCACAAGGAGCUGCAAAUACAGAUCCAGAAGCUUAAUCGAACCAGAGUGGAACCAGUGACCCUUGGAGGCUUUACCUCUUGGCUUACCUCUGCAUUUUCUUACUUUAAGGAAUGGGUGGGAGUGAUUUUGUUUGGUGCUGCUAUAUGCUGUGGACUGGUAUUCGUGCUUCAGUUGGUUUACAAAUUCAGAACCCAACAAAAACGUGACAAGGUGAUUAUAACUCAAGCACUUCCCUGAAGUUUGGUUAUCUAUGCUCAAGAAUUAGUCGGCAUCUUGAAAGAGUAAAACUUAAAAACAAAAUUCUAGGCCUUUAGGCCCAGGUUUGGGAAUGUGGCCUUUGUGAUAAUAAAACAGAUAACGACAUUCCUCCACCCACCUGCUUUCUGGGUUCAAAGAGUGUUCAUUCAAAGAAAGUCACCCUGACCCACCCUGACCAUUGCUGGAACCCGCUAUUCAAAGGUGCUAUUGUUAGGGGCUCUUAGAAACUGUCUUGAGAAAUAACCCUCACAAUUACCAGGUAUUCCUCUUGACUCUUGUGACUUUGCACUUCCUUGUGACUCUUAACUGGUAUUUUUGGUAUUUUCCAACAACCCCCUUCCCACCUCCUUGAGUUGUGGUUUCUUCCUUUAAAUACCCCCUUAUCCAGCUACUCGGCGCGCCACGGUCCUCUACUCCUGUGUGGUGUAUGACCGUGGGCCUGAGAGCGCUCUUGAAUAAAAAUCCUCUUGCAGUUUGCAGC